CUCAUCUCUCUUCUCAUUCAUCUCAGAGUAUUACUUUGAUCAUUUCACAUUCUCAUAAAACCUAGCAAACGUUUUCUUGAUAAUAACUAUGGCCGAAGAAACCAAGAACGUAGUUCAUGAGCAAGAUGUGCCAAAGGUAACGACCGAGGAAUCAUCAGCCGAGGUUACGGAUCGUGGACUGUUUGAUUUCUUGGGGAAGAAGAAGGAGGAAACAAAACCAGAGGAGACCAUUGACUCUGAGUUUGAACAUAAGGUUCAUAUCUCAGAGCCGGUGGUGCCUGAGGUCAAACACGAGGAAGAAGAGAAGAAGCAUAGUCUCCUCGAGAAGCUUCACCGAAGCGACAGCUCUUCUAGCUCCUCAAGCGAGGAAGAAGGUGAAGAUGGUGUGAAGAGGAAGAAGAUCAAGAAGGACAAGAAGAAGACUACUACUUCUACAACUGUUGAAGGAGAGGUGAAAACUGACGAGGAGAAGAAAGGGUUUAUGGACAAGCUGAAGGAGAAGCUUCCAGGUCAUGGAAAGAAGCCUGAAGAUGCCUCACCCGCCGCCCCUGCCGCACCGGUUGUUGCUCCUCCGGUGGAGGAAGCGCAUCCGGCUGAGAAGAAGGGGAUCUUGGAGAAGAUCAAGGAGAAGCUCCCAGGGUACCAUCCCAAGACCGUAGAUGAGGUGAAGAAGGAAAAGGAAUCUGAUUAAUGAUGAUGGUGUGUUUUUGUGAUGAGUGGUGAUCAUCCUUUUGCUUUUGUGUUGUUUUAAGUUUGUUGGCUUUUAUGUUGUUCCUUUUUUUUCAGUUUCCCUAUUAUUCUCUCUUUGUUAUGUUUUUGUAUAUGAUAUCAAGAUGUUUAAUGUUAUAAAUGUUUUUUUUUUUUCAAAA
Molecule: messenger RNA, 869 nt
Organism: Raphanus sativus (radish)
Lineage: Eukaryota; Viridiplantae; Streptophyta; Magnoliopsida; Brassicales; Brassicaceae
Product: dehydrin ERD14
Exons: 2
Coding region: 89-691 (200 amino acids)
Biological process (GO): response to water
Cellular component (GO): membrane
Source: RefSeq, a predicted model, not a curated record